CAACCUCGGCCUUUUAGAGAAGGUGAAGCAAUCGACACAGCACGAGUCCUCCUCUCCUCUCGCGAGUCGCGACCUCUGCCCUAGGUCUGCUCGCCGCCGCGAUGAUAUCCCGGCACCAAGGCGUCACGACAUCUCCCUCCCGUCUGCUUUGUCUUGAUCUGGGCCCUUUGCUCGCUGUCAAGGUGGAGACGAGAAUGCAGUGUAGGACGCAUCCCAAGACGUUCCUUGCAGCGGCGAGGUGCCCUUUCUGUUUCCACCUUCUUUCUUUCGUGGAUGUCGUGUCUUCUUUGCCUGUGAGAGCCCAGAUCUGGCUAUGGUUUGUACUGAUCAUCGUUCCAGAGAAGAGACAGGAAGAGAUUGAUUCCUGCAUUAAGAAUCUGUCCAAAGACACCAAGCUUGGAACAUUUGGCACACUGGCAUCAUGCAAAGGUCCCUAUGUUGCGGAGGAAGCAGUGGCCCUAUGUUGAACUAGCCCAUGACCACUCAGAGAAGUCACAUGGGCUCCAUUCUUGACGGUGGAGAGGACGAGGACGGUGCUGGAAGCAAUGAUCAAUAGACAAAUUAUCUGCACUGGUGUACAAUAUCUUUUGUUUCGUCAUGUUGUCAUCAGUCCCAUGUUCUUAGCUUAUAUGAACAUACUUGCAUUUUCCUACAUAUAUAUAUGGAUAUAUACAUUGUGCAUAUUAUACUAUCCACAAAAAAUUACGUUUAACUUA
Molecule: messenger RNA, 716 nt
Organism: Triticum aestivum (bread wheat)
Lineage: Eukaryota; Viridiplantae; Streptophyta; Magnoliopsida; Poales; Poaceae
Exons: 4
Coding region: 102-467 (121 amino acids)
Source: RefSeq, a predicted model, not a curated record